Messenger RNA from Symbiodinium necroappetens, 955 nucleotides. The record is from the annotation of a GenBank genome assembly. Lineage: Eukaryota; Dinophyceae; Suessiales; Symbiodiniaceae.
AUGGCACUGCCUGUGUCAACAAAAGGCAUUGAAGGACCGGAGGCUUUGGAUGAGCUUCUGUCUUCACUUCAGGUGCCAGAACCGCUCUGCACUGCAUUGAAAGGCACGGGAAUCCAGUCCAUACCCGACUUCGCCUUUGCUUACAACGAGGUUGCUGAGCUCAGCCGCUUCUGCGACGCAUCGGCAUAUGCUCAGCUCUGGCAAGAUCUGGGCAUUGAUGAGCCGGAGCAUAGCCCAGCCAUGGCCCGCCUUCGCAGAGCCUGGCAUAGAUGCAAAGCCCUGGCACAGGCAGCUGAGGCACCGGCGUCUUCCACUGACGUCAGCACCGCACCGCAGCUGCCGCUUAACCGUUGGGCGGAGCACGCACCACCCCGCUUGGACGCGGCAACGAUCGCACAGCUGACCAAAGACUUCCAGUCCAACUAUCCAGGUGAACACCUGGAUGGUGACGCAAUGCCCAGCGUGAGACUGCUCAGCAUUGUGCACAAGUGGUUUUCUCCGGGAGGCAGCAUCGCAUGGAUUCCCUGGCAAUUGCGACUCUCGCAGAAGCAAUACCAGGAGAUUAUAGAAAGCAAAACAACAAAGACGCUCCGCACAGAGGCACAGUUUUUAAGCACCGCACUGUAUGAUGAAACACCGGAACUCCCGGUCGAUCAUCUUCGCCUCAGCCCCGCAUGGUUGGGACGAAUACAAACAGUCUUCCGCAAUGCAAUAGCACUGUGCAAGGGAGCGCACCUUGCACGGCUGAAGGCUUUUGACAAAAAGGUGCUGGACCUUGCAACGCACUCGCCAGCAGACGCAUCGAAAUUGCAGCACUGCACAGCACAGGAUGGCAAAGGAAAAGACGGUAAGGGGGGCGGCAACACCAAGAACGGCACGCAGCCUGGCAAACGCAAAGAGCCCGGCACCGGAGCCGCCAUCAUCGUGAAGUGGGCGGGUGGCCGUUGCCGGGACG